This is a messenger RNA of Ixodes scapularis (black-legged tick), 1132 nucleotides long. RefSeq lists its product as uncharacterized. Lineage: Eukaryota; Metazoa; Arthropoda; Arachnida; Ixodida; Ixodidae. The transcript is spliced from 3 exons. The record is from RefSeq and is a predicted model, not a curated record. The coding region runs from base 18 to 1043 and encodes 341 amino acids.
CCUCGAGGCCAGUAAUCAUGAUUGGAGUCAGAACGUAUAUCGUUCUUGCGCUCGUCGGAAGUGCCUUCGCUGACUACUUAAGCGAUGUCGGCAUCGAAACUGGGAACGGAAUCAGUGCCUUGUCGACCGAUGAAGUUUCUGAUCUCCCUGUCUACCGUGACGACCCUCCCCUGGUCAAAAUUUACAAGUCCGACGACGUGAUCGAUACAGCUCGCCUCGCUUCCACCGUCAGUGGGAUACCGAAGUUUGCCACCGAAAAUGAGAACCAAGGCGUCACCUACUACUCGUCGGAUACUACACCGGACCCUGCUGCCGACCUUGAACCUUCUACUGAUGCACGUUUCUACCAGCGCACCGGAUCCGUUACACCAGCGCCCGCAGCGUCGAAAGGCACGACAUAUUCCACCUUCACCCCUGGUCGAGCCAAUGUUGCUGCUCCGGCCGCAGUUUCGUCCUACCAGACCGCUUCAGAUAGGACACGAGACUACCAACCGGCGCACGGCAACAACCGUUUUCGCCAGCCUUCUGACUCUGGUGCCGUGAAUCCGUACUAUACGCGACGGUAUUCCCAGCCUGCAGUGUCUGCUUUCAAGAAGAAAUCCACGUUCUCUGCUGGCCGCCGGACCGGCGCUGCGCCGUCUUCCUUUAGUUCUUUCCAGUCCGGUUCAGGAUACUCGCGAGGGUACCAAUUACCUGCUUUCACGUAUACUGCCUCUGGUGUCUCAAGGUUACCAAAGUACGGUGCCUACAACUCUGAUCGACGGCCGUCUAACACAUACCAGCGUGGGAAUGCCGUGCGCAGGCCUCAGGCUAUAUCGCGCGUGACAAAGAUGGACCCGUUCCACUCUUCUCAGCAUACUACAGUUCACUAUGCUCCGUCCUCUGGAGCUAGAGGUUCAUCAGGGCCCACUUCUUUGCGUGCUCCAUCCUACAGCUCUGGCAUUUACCGUUCGCAAUACGGACAGGGAAGUGCCACCUACGGCCACAACUAUGCGCGAACUCGGGAUGUUCGAAACUACAGAAACUACCUCCGCAAAAAGUAAAUGCCGGAAGCACCAUGCAGAAUCUUCACGCCGCGCCGCUCUGUUGGUUCGGCAUCUGUAAAUAAAAUUAAGUUAUUUUUUAUACAUAG